This is a messenger RNA of Clupea harengus (Atlantic herring), 2076 nucleotides long. RefSeq names its product enolase 4 (gene eno4). The record is from RefSeq and is a predicted model, not a curated record. The transcript is spliced from 13 exons. Gene Ontology annotation, biological process: glycolytic process. Gene Ontology annotation, cellular component: phosphopyruvate hydratase complex. Gene Ontology annotation, molecular function: phosphopyruvate hydratase activity; magnesium ion binding. NCBI's taxonomy places the organism in Eukaryota, Metazoa, Chordata, Actinopteri, Clupeiformes, Clupeidae. Bases 91 to 2076 code for a protein of 661 amino acids.
UCAGGUAACUUUGUAGUCUAUUGAUGGUGUUUUAUCAUCCAGAGUCUCCAAAUUAAGUAAUAUAUCGCUACACUGUGAUAUUAGGUUACAAUGUCUUUCAAAGACAUAAGAGGUUGCAACCGUAGAGUCUCUAAAGAGGACCAAGAGUUCUACGACUUGAAACACAGAGCAGCCGAGUAUUAUAGAGCAAACUCGGUUCCGCAGAAGAUAGAGGGUGUUUUGAAUCAGAUGUUCCUGGAAAGGCCUGAUGAUAUUUACGGUUAUGUGGCAAAUUACUUCUCACAACAUUCCGCAAAGGCCGUGAUAUGUAGAACAGAGGGAAAAGAAAUGUAUGAUGGGAACGGACAACCCUCAGCCCAGGCAAACGUGUAUUGUAUCAUCAGAAAUGAGGAGAAGUGUGUGUGCCGUGCCACUGUGUCCAGCUGCAUUGAGCCGGUGGCGGGUGAAAGUGACCAGACAGGGGCCGCUGGGGAAAACCAAAGACACGCGCUAGAGACUGCCCUGCACUGGAUCAACCAGCCAAUCAGCAACAUGCUCCAGGGUCUCGACCCCAACGACCAGGCCACCAUCGACAAGAUACUGAGUGAUUUCUUCUUGGCCCGUUUCCUGGAGAACGAGGAUGAAAAGAACAAGAAGAGAGAAGCGGAGGAGGCAAAGUUGGCUAAGUCGGCUAAGAACACCCCUACCCCGCCUCCUGCUCCUGCUCCUCCCACCCAAGGCAAGGAUAAGAAGGGAGGAGACAAAGGUAGGCCCGCCUACUGCCGGGGGAGGGAGGGUGAAAGGGGCCUUCUUUCUUUCUUUCACAUCUCCUUCUGUCCUCCCGUCCUCAUUCCCCCUCCCUCCUCAGGUAAGAAGAGUGUGUCUAUAGAGAAGAUCCUGCCCCCUGCAGAGCCCCCUGUGCCCGUGCUAGAGGGCUGCACAGCAGUGGGUGCCGUCUCUCUGGCCGUCGCCAAGUCUGCUGCCAGGGUUCAGGACAUGCCACUGUACCAGCACAUACGGGCACUGAGGAAAGACCAGACAGUCGGUGAUGUUGACAUCCCAUUUCCCAUGGUGACGGUGUUGAGUUGUGGUAAGGCGUCUCCGGGCAAACUCAACCUCCUGGAGGAAGUCCUAGUCAUCCCUGCAGCUGGACCGAGAGUCAGAGAUAGAAUCUCCAUGGUCCUUGAUCUGCAGAGGGAAAUUAAGAGAAUCCUGAACACUGCUUCAAAAACAGGGACCCUGGUGUUUCCUGUCACGGAUGAAGGUGCGUUGUUGGUGGGGUUUGAUCGCGCGGAGCAGUCACUGGACCUCCUGACUGAGGCGUGCAGCAACCUGCGGCUGACCCCAGGGAAGGACCUCCACUUCGCCCUGAGCUGCUCCGCCCACAGGCUCAUGGACUACUCUAAGGGGAAGUAUGAGGUGAUAGCCGGUACUCUGAAGUCUCCAGACGAGCUGGUGGAGGUGUAUGAGUCUCUGAUCAAGAAGUAUCCAGCCAUCUGCGCCCUCAUCGACCCCUUCAGGAAAGAGGACCUGGAACAGUGGGACAAUCUCAGCUGUGCGCUGUCUGAUCAGACCUGCUGCCUGAUCGCUAAUGCCGCUUUCGGCUCCCGCCCUUGUCUCUACGGUGAAGCAAGGCUCCUCCCACCAGGGGUCACAGGGGUCAUCCUGAAACACGUGAACGAGGCCACCAUUAGUGACCUCCUCCGUGCGACCUCAAAGGGCAAAGAUUCCUCCACCAUUCUGGAACAGUCUGGCCCGGAGGUGUGUGAUGACUACCUCGCAGAUCUGGCUGUGGGUCUGGGCGUUAAGUUUGUGAAGCUGGGUGGUCUGAGGGGCGGAGUUCGUCUGGCCUGGUACAACCGUCUGAUGGAGCUGGAGGAAGAGCUGGACAGGCAAGGCAUUCUGGGUAAGCCACCCCCUCUGCCUCUCCACCCGCCUCUAUACGCCCAACACCAGACAUCAUCCAUCCUCUCCACCCCUCUCUCUCUAUCCCCUCAUCCUUGCUCUCUCUCUUAUCCUCCACCCCUCUCUCUCUAUGCCCUCAUCCUUGAGUUCUCAGAGUACUGUGUUAAGCACUUGUGUGCUGACAGUGAGUAA